Kluyveromyces marxianus DMKU3-1042 is the source of this 714-nucleotide messenger RNA. It is a transcript of the gene RIB5, whose product is annotated as riboflavin synthase. Gene Ontology annotation, biological process: riboflavin biosynthetic process. NCBI's taxonomy places the organism in Eukaryota, Fungi, Ascomycota, Saccharomycetes, Saccharomycetales, Saccharomycetaceae. The record is from RefSeq and is a predicted model, not a curated record. The transcript has a single exon. The coding region runs from base 1 to 714 and encodes 237 amino acids. Gene Ontology annotation, molecular function: riboflavin synthase activity.
AUGUUUACUGGUAUAGUUGAGCAUAUUGGUACUGUUGCUGAGUAUAAGGAGUUGGAUGAAAGUGUUAGUGGUGGUAAUGGAGUAUCAGUUACAAUUAAAGAUGCCAGUCCAAUUUUAGGCGAUUGCCAUAUCGGAGAUUCAAUUGCUUGUAAUGGUAUAUGUUUGACGGUUACUGAGUUUGAUUCUGAUAGCUUUAAAGUUGGUAUUUCUCCUGAAACGAUUAACAGGACUGAGAUAGCUAGCUGGAAAGUUGGAACAAAGAUCAAUCUUGAAAGAGCUGUUUCGCAAGAGGUGAGAUUUGGAGGUCAUUAUGUACAAGGGCAUGUUGAUUCUGUGGCUACUAUUACAUCUAGGAGACCUGAAGGUAAUUCUAUUGUGUUUGGUUUCAAGCUAAGGGACGACACUUAUAACAAGUUCAUUGUAGAGAAAGGUUUCAUAGCCUUGGAUGGGACUUCUUUGACAGUCACACAAAUCGAUGACGAUGGGACAUUUUACAUAGCUAUGAUUGCUCACACACAGGAGCAUGUGGUAAUGCCGCUAAAAAAGAUUGGCGAUCUGGUGAAUGUAGAGGUUGACGUUACCGGUAAGGUGAUUGAGAAGCAGAUCGAUGUGCAUCUCGAAGCCCAGAUUUCCAAUCCUAAGUCAUCUUUAGCCCAGCUUGUAGGGAAGUUAGUGGAACAGAAAGUGGCAGAAUACAUCAGCAAAAGUAAAUAA